CUUGUGCCAUUCCACUGGGCGAUCGGCUGUCGACGUUUCUUUCGGCGUUCCAUGGGCUCGGCUUCACCGGGGAAGCCGGCUUCAGGUGACCUGCCGGAGGAGAAGGCGGAGUCCGAGAACUGUGAGGAGAUGGCAGACUCAUCCAUGAACGCUCUCUUCGCGACCAACUCGUGCUCAUCCUCUUCCUCGGCGAUGCCCCAGAAGCGGGAGGACGAGUCUUUGGAUCGGCAAAUUGCCGCCUGCUCUGAGGGUGGCGCGCCCAAGAGCGAGCAGCGGCCGCGGGCGGCGGAUGACCCUGCCUUCAGCCUGAAGGUCUCAGUGGAGUGGAAGGCAGAGUUGCAGAAGAUCCGCCAAAGCGUCGAGGAUCCCAGCGUCUCGGACGAGGAGAAAAUCCGCAUACUCCACGAGGCGCUGCAGCAGCGGAUCGACGACACGCGGGCCCAGGAGGAGGUGAAGGCCUCUGUGCAGAAGCGCCUUGAGAGCCUCAGCGCGGACCGGGAGCGCUAUGACGCCGAGGUUCAGCGCAUUGCCACCAUGAAGGUGAAGCUUGAGGCUUGCUGCAGAGAGCAGAAGGAGCAGAUGAACAGCCUUGCCAAGGAGAAUCAGAAGCUUGCGGAGGAGGAACGUGAGCGACACUCCGAGCUCAAGGAGAAGUUUCAGGCUGCCAUCCAGGAUGUGCAGGAGAAGAUGGAUGCCGAGCUCGAGGUUCGGCAGGGCUUCCUCAAGGAGAACGAUGAUCUCCGGAGUAAGCUGCAGAAGUUCAAUGAGACCUACGAGGCCCAGGAGGCCCAGCUGGCGGAACAGCAAGAGGCCAGGGAGAAGGAGAUGCAGGCGGCCACCGAGAGGCUCAAAGAGCACGAGGCCAUGUGCACGGCCUCGAAGACGAAUGCAACGCAGCUGGAGAAGCAGAACGAGACGCUGCGGAAGACGCAAACUGUGCUGCAGAACGAUUUGCAGGGCAUACUGAAGAAAUUCGAUGAGUUCUCGAAGCAAGUCUCCGGCUCCAACAAGCGCCACAGUGAGUGCAAAGAAGAGAUCGACUCUUUGCAAGCGCACAUGGAGGAGCUCGAGAAGGAGAACUCGGAGCUCCGCAGCAGCGCGCGGCUCUCCGAGGUCGCGGCGGAGCAGCAGGUCAUGCAGAAGCAGCGUGAUGCGCUGGAAAAGCUCUGUGACAACCUGCAGAAGGAGAACAAAGGCUACCAGCAGCAGCUCAGGGAAAAGAGAUGAGGUCGGCAUAGAUGCACAGCAAGUGAGCAAGGCAGCUACGCACCAAGUGGAACACCCAGACCUGGGGCGCAAGGUUUUCAGUACGAACUAGUAGCUGACCUUUGCUCGAGUUGACCGUUGUGAGUAGUGGGGUGUCAAGGCACAAUGUGUGAGCCCGCACUCUGAAUGACUGACAGGUGCCAUGAGUUGCA
Effrenium voratum is the source of this 1418-nucleotide messenger RNA. Lineage: Eukaryota; Dinophyceae; Suessiales; Symbiodiniaceae. The record is from the annotation of a GenBank genome assembly.